This is a messenger RNA of Pipra filicauda (Wire-tailed manakin), 2150 nucleotides long. It is a transcript of the gene DEGS1, whose product is annotated as delta 4-desaturase, sphingolipid 1. The coding region runs from base 100 to 1071 and encodes 323 amino acids. Gene Ontology annotation, molecular function: sphingolipid delta-4 desaturase activity. Lineage: Eukaryota; Metazoa; Chordata; Aves; Passeriformes; Pipridae. The transcript is spliced from 3 exons. Gene Ontology annotation, cellular component: membrane. Gene Ontology annotation, biological process: ceramide biosynthetic process. The record is from RefSeq and is a predicted model, not a curated record.
GUGUCCGCGAGCCACCUCCGCGGCGCUAUAAAGUGCGGUGCCGGGGGCGUCGCGGAGCGGGCGUGACGGGCGGGUGUGAGGGGGUGCAUCGCUGCCGCCAUGGGGAACACCGUGGCCAGAGAGGAUUUCGAGUGGGUCUACACGGACCAGCCCCACGCCGACCGCCGCAAGGAGAUCUUGGCUAAACAUCCAGAGAUAAAAGCAUUGAUGAAACCAGACUACAACCUGAUCUGGGUGGUUGUGCUGAUGGUUCUGGCGCAGUUGACUGCAUUUUAUCUAGUUAAAGACUUGGACUGGAAAUGGGUAGUCUUCUGGGCAUACGUGUUUGGAAGCUGUAUUAGCCACUCCAUGACUCUGGCUAUUCAUGAGAUCUCUCACAAUAGUGCCUUUGGCAACAGCAAAGCCAUGUGGAAUCGAUGGUUUGGAAUAUUUGCCAACCUCCCUCUUGGUCUCCCAUACUCCAUAUCCUUCAAGAGAUACCACAUGGAUCAUCAUCGUUACUUGGGAGGUGAUGGAAUUGAUGUGGACAUUCCUACCAACUUCGAAGGCUGGUUUUUCUGCACCCCAUUUAGGAAGUUCAUGUGGAUUGUUCUACAGCCUUUUUUCUAUGCAAUUAGACCACUCUGCAUCAAUCCCAAACCCAUUACUCGACUUGAAGUAAUCAAUUUGUUGGCUCAGCUUUCCUUUGAUGUUGUGAUCUAUUAUUUAUGGGGAGUCAAAUCCAUUUUUUACAUGCUUGCUGGUUCAGUACUUGGACUUGGGUUGCACCCAAUUUCAGGACACUUCAUAGCUGAACAUUACAUGUUUUUAAAAGGACAUGAGACCUAUUCCUACUAUGGGCCACUUAAUUUGCUCACUUUUAAUGUUGGCUAUCACAACGAACAUCAUGACUUCCCCAAUAUUCCUGGCAAGAGCCUUCCAUUGGUGAAGAAAAUAGCGGCUGAAUACUAUGACAACCUGCCACAAUAUAACUCUUGGAUAAAAGUACUAUAUGACUUCGUGAUGGAUGACACAAUCAGCCCAUAUUCACGCAUGAAAAGGCAAUUAAAGGGUGAAGUGAAGCAAGAGUAAACUUCUGGCAACCAAAAAACUUUGAAAUGUCUGCUUGCUUUAAAGUGGCUGGUAUAAAGGUCUCUUGCUAAAGCUGUUCACCUGUGUCCUGAAUUAAGAUGUACAGCAACAUAGCAAUGCAUCCUUAAGGACUUUGUAGCAGACUCCUACCAGCUAUAACAUUCCUCACAGUCCUCAGAAUUGUUGGUUUAAUGUAUCUCUGUUUGCCUAAGGAUCAGUGUUAUAUGCAUAAUGCAAAAUCACUUUGUUACAGGAUUUACUUUGGUAGGUGUUAAAUCGAUAUAAAAUAUGUCUGACUCAUAAUAUUUUAAAAGUUCCCAAUGUACUAUACUGCCCUCAACAUGCUGUUUAGAUGACUGUAGUUUUAAAAGGCUGUACUUACCUGUUAAUUCUGAACUAACAUAAUUUGUUAACUUAAACCUUCUGUUGAAAAUGUUUCCAAACUUAUGGUUGGAAGAGCUAAAUUUGCACAGAAAUGUUAAGUCUGCUUUUGUUUGAAUAUGUAAUAUGUCAUUUGAAGCAUUGCUUUAAAGUUUUAGCUUUUCUACUUAAAGUACCUUAAAGGAGCAAUCUGUCAGAAUGAAACCAGUAUCCUCGAGAUGGCUUCUGUGACUUCUUUGUUGAAAAAAAAAAAAAAGUGGGGAAUUCAAGGGUAUUGCCAACUCUGUGGUCCCCCUUACUGCCUGAGCUGCUUAUGUUGGCAUAUAGUGUGAGCAGGUGGCAUUUAGGAAACUUAAAAUAACUGAUUUGGGUUUUCACAUUGGAAAAAUUGUUACAGUUUGAGGUUUUUCUCAUCUUCGAAGAAAAAUGAUUACCAUGUUACCAUGGUUUUAAAUGCCAUAAAUAUUUACACUCAUUUGGAAAUCUGGCUUGUAUGGAAAAUGGAAUAGAUUGAAACUGAUAUUGUUCUGGCAAACAAGGCUUGCUACAACCACUGACAGUUUUACUUAUUGAGCAUAUUAGUAAUUUAUGGUUGUUAAAUAAUCUUGUUUGGUUUUUUCCUCAUAAACCUACAGUACCCUUCAUAAAUACUUGUCUUUCUUACAUAUUAAAAUGUGGUGAGAAGUGGUGAUAUCAAA